Messenger RNA from Pocillopora verrucosa, 3277 nucleotides. RefSeq names its product thioredoxin reductase 1, cytoplasmic. Gene Ontology annotation, biological process: glutathione metabolic process; cell redox homeostasis; cellular response to oxidative stress. The record is from RefSeq and is a predicted model, not a curated record. Lineage: Eukaryota; Metazoa; Cnidaria; Anthozoa; Scleractinia; Pocilloporidae. Gene Ontology annotation, cellular component: cytosol; mitochondrion. Gene Ontology annotation, molecular function: flavin adenine dinucleotide binding; glutathione-disulfide reductase (NADPH) activity; thioredoxin-disulfide reductase (NADPH) activity.
UCUCACAAAAGCAGUCGUGCUGAGAGAGGGAAAUAUAAGACCCGUGUCUAUCGACUUAGUCAAAAGACAGUUCAAAGAAUAACAGUUAUUCUGGUCUAGAAAAGACGCCUUUUUCAGAUGAAAUGAUGGACACAGAUGUCAUGGUAGGAACCGAAGUGUCGAGUCUCAAGCGGGCGAGGACGCCUUCGCCUGAAGUCCCCAACAAGAUGGCUCCCGUAAAAGACUUGAUCGAACAGAACAUCAAAGACAACAAUGUAAUGGUGUUCUCCAAGUCGACUUGCCCAUUUUGUAAAAAGGUGAAAGAGCUUUUGAAGUCAUUGAAUGUGACAUUUUAUGCUCUGGAGAUAGACUUACUAGACAAUGGAUCAACGAUACAGGACAAACUGAAAGAGAUGACAGAACAAAGAACAGUUCCAAAUGUGUUCAUUCGUGGGAAACACAUUGGAGGUGCAGAUGCUACGAUGAAGCUUCAUACAGAUGGAAAGCUAAUGGAGUUGAUAAUGCCUCCAUCAGAAAACUACACAUAUGAUCUAAUUGUUAUUGGUGGAGGUUCAGGUGGUCUUGCAUGUUCCAAGGAAGCAGCAAUCAUUGGGAAAAAAGUUGCAGUUCUGGAUUUUGUCAAACCAUCACCAAUUGGCACUACUUGGGGUCUUGGAGGCACCUGUGUGAAUGUUGGUUGUAUCCCAAAAAAACUCAUGCAUCAGGCUGCUAUUUUAGGACAUGACUUAGAAGAUGCAAGACAAUAUGGAUGGAGUUUUGACACAACAGUUAAUCACAACUGGGCCACAAUGAGAGAAAACGUUCAGAAUCACAUUGGGUCUCUUAACUGGGGUUACAGAGUGGAACUUCGCGAUAAAAAGGUCACAUAUAAAAAUUCCAUCGGCGAACUUAAAGAUGCUCACACUGUCAAAACCAUCGAUAAAAAAGGAAGAGAGGGGGAGAUGACAGCUCAACAUAUUGUUCUUGCUACUGGUCUACGUCCGAGGUACCCUGACAUCCCUGGAGCAAGAGAAUACGGCAUCACAAGUGAUGAUUUGUUCUCGUUAGAAAACAGUCCUGGCAAGACUGUAAUAAUCGGAGCAUCUUACGUUGCUCUGGAAUGUGCCGGGUUCUUAGCUGGGAUCAAGCUUGACGUAACUGUUCUGGUGCGAUCAAUUCUCUUACGAGGUUUUGACCAGCAAAUGGCUGAGUUAAUUGGUAAUGACAUGAUCAGCCAUGGAAUAAAGGUUAAAAGACCAUCAAUUCCUACAAAGAUUGAACUUAUAGAAGAAGGAACACCCAGAAAACUAAGAGUUUAUUAUAAACAUUUAGACAGUGGCGAGGAGGGCUCCGUAGAGUGCAACACUGUGAUGUUUGCGAUUGGCAGAGACCCAUGUACACAGGGAAUUGGUCUUGAGAAUGUCGGAGUGAAACUCAACCCAAAGAAUGGGAAAGUAAUCGCUGGCGACAAUGAACAAACUAGUGUGCCAAAUAUUUUUGGUGUCGGAGAUAUCAUGGAUGGCAAACUAGAACUCACUCCAGUUGCGAUUCAGGCCGGUAGAUUACUUGCACGUCGGUUAUACGGAGGCCAAAAUGAAUUGUGUGAUUAUGUAAAUGUCGCUACAACAGUAUUUACACCAUUGGAGUAUGGCUGCAUUGGUUUGUCUGAAGAAGACGCCAUUGCCCGCUUUGGGGAAGAGAAUGUGGAAGUGUACCAUACUAACUACCAACCUCUCGAGUACACGGUCGCCAAACGGGACGUGUCCGGCUGCUAUGCAAAGCUGGUUUGCAACAAAAGUGAUAAUGAGCGCGUCGUCGGCUUCCACGUUCUUGGUCCAAACGCUGGAGAGGUGACGCAGGGCUAUGCUGUGGCCAUUAAGUUAGGAGCCACGAAAAAAGACUUCGACAGAACUAUAGGUAUCCACCCCACAGUGUCAGAGGUGUUCACAACACUUGGAACAACGAAGAGCUCCGGAGCGGACGUUGCCGCUUCUGGCUGCUGAGGUUAGACCCUGCUGUCGCUUUGUCUUAGAAUAAUGAGAGCAUGCAAACGCUUCUUGUUUAUUCUGAGAGCGACAGCGGGGUUACACACCUCACCUCGGAUGACCUCGGUACAGUAGCGACGUUUCCUGUUUGCUUAUAUGACGGUGGAGUUUGUAAACUCAUCUUUGUGGGAAAACUUCACCCGAUGUUGUGCUGGAGGAAAUUCCGACACUAUUUGCGGAUUUUUUUCCGUUGAUGGUCAAUUGCACUGUAUAGAUAUUGACUCUACCGUGUUGGACUCAUUGGAUUGCAACGCUGUUCAGGAAGAUUGCGUGACAAACACUGUAACGAAGUGUUACAUGAUUCUAGUUGGUCACGAAACAGUUAAAACUUUGACUUCUUUUCUUUCCUUUUCGCAAUGUACGAAGUUUCACCGUUUAAUUAACUGUAUUCAAAGUAUCGCGAAAUUUUAUAUGAAAAGGGUUUCUUCUCCAUUAAUUGUUGUACAGGCGUCCAAAUGUUUCCUUUUUUUUUUUUUUUUUUUUCAAUCAUUACUUAGUAGCACAAAGGUAUAUUUAUUUCCAUUUGGGAGAACAUUGCGGAAAUUUAAGACCAGAAUUUGUUGUGAUUUAAGGGAAGUUUUAACCGAUAUGAGACCUACUAUUGAGCAAUUUUCAAUCGUGUGUCAAAAGGAACCCAUUGUUACUUUAGCAUGGGAGCAGGCUCUCAUUAAUGGCGCUGCAAGACGAGCGUUUUUCCGCCACCGGGAAGAUUAAAGACGAGUUGGGGAGAGGUUUGCCGUUCUCCUGUCGGCUCGUGUCGCUCAAGACCUCAUACUUUCUCGCGAGUGCCGAAGCGCUUAUAAUGAUGGCCUGCUCGCACACUACUACUGCUCUGUCCUUACAUAUUUUUUUUUUCGCUCUGUGAUAGUUCGCCAUGUGUACGUGAAUUUCUCACUGGCUACUUUUAGUACUUCGUCUUAAUUGGCCGUUGUGACUACCGUGUUUGAGGUUUCAUAACUUUAAAUUCUGAUCUUACUUAGCUUUGUGCAGUGUACAGCUUACAAUCUACGUGGUGGGCGCUUGGCUGAGAACUUGCAUGGAGCGAGUUUGUCACGCGUGGGAACAACACAAGCUUAAGCAUGAGAAGCAUGAGAAGCAUGCGAACCAUGCCGGCCGCCCUCGUACGCCUUACUCGCUCCCUCGCCAAGCCCUCUUUACUUAUUGUUGAUGUGAAAUUUUCACUUCUCUUGACUGUCGUAAUUCAGGUAGAUAAACAGACAAUGGACCACUGUAAAAUAAAAAUGUUUUGAUGA